ACCAAACAUGCUAAGUGACCUGCCAGCCGGCUGGCCGCCACGUUAAUCCACCAUCGCCGCUUAGGUUUCUCCGGUUCCAGAGAGUGUAGACUGAAGCAAAAAUGGAGCACAACAAGAAGAAGCUCAUCAUUCUACUCUCAAUAGCAUCCGUCGCAGCUCUCUCAAUCAUCUUCCAAAGACGCCGUCAGAAGAAGAACCGCCACGCCGCUCGCUGUUACUUACACACCGAUCCUAAGCCUCAGUACACUUUCAAACACGUCUUAGCUGAUAAUUCCUACUCUCCUUUCAACCACCUGAACCUUGACGGUCUUGAAGAGAAAUCGCAUCCAUAUGAAGCGGAUAUCACAGCAUUAAUCGAUAAUCCGCCGGUUGAGUUUAAGUUUUUGGAAGGUGUCGAUAUAGACUUGGAAAUGAAUGAUUCUUAUGUUUGGGUUGAUACCGAGUCGCAAUUGACUCAACUAGCUGAUGCUUUGAGCAAAGGGAAGGUUUUCGCUGUUGAUACAGAGCAGCACAGCUUGCGAUCCUUUCUAGGUUUUACUGCUCUAAUACAGAUUUCUACUAAGAAGGAUGAUUAUUUGGUGGAUACAAUUGCAUUACAUGAUUCAAUGAGUAUUCUUCAUCCAGUAUUUGCUGAUCCUAAUAUUUGCAAGGUGUUCCAUGGAGCUGAUGGGGAUGUUGUUUGGUUGCAAAGAGACUUUCACUUAUACAUAGUUAACCUCUUUGACACUGCAAAGGUGAGGUUUAAGUAUUAACUAGCUUUGUAACCUGAUAUUUCCACUGCUUUCAUUCUCUUUUUGAUUGACUGAUAUCAUUUUGUUUAUUUCAUGAAGUUGUGGAUUCUAGAAUCUUGAUAGUAGGUUGUAUUUUUCUGAUUCUGUUAUGAAUUUUUAAUUUU
Rubroshorea leprosula is the source of this 895-nucleotide messenger RNA. The record is from the annotation of a GenBank genome assembly. NCBI's taxonomy places the organism in Eukaryota, Viridiplantae, Streptophyta, Magnoliopsida, Malvales, Dipterocarpaceae.